This is a messenger RNA of Hordeum vulgare subsp. vulgare (domesticated barley), 2469 nucleotides long. RefSeq names its product AT-rich interactive domain-containing protein 2-like. NCBI's taxonomy places the organism in Eukaryota, Viridiplantae, Streptophyta, Magnoliopsida, Poales, Poaceae. The transcript has 2 exons. Gene Ontology annotation, molecular function: DNA binding. The record is from RefSeq and is a predicted model, not a curated record. Bases 255 to 1784 code for a protein of 509 amino acids.
CCCCAACUACCAAGACAGAUAGCUAUUUGAUAUCACAGCCACCCAAAUUUGCCUAAAGUAAUUGCUCCAAAUAUUUGCCAAAAUUUGAAAAAUAUUUAAACACACACACACACUCAACUUUCUUUCCCCAUCCACCCUAACCCUAGAGAGAAAAAAAGGAAGGGAAAAAUCAGCAAAAAAAAAGAGAGAGAGAAAAUGCGCCGCCGUUGCUCGCCGUGGUGACCCCGCCGGCGGCGAGGCCUCCCCCCGCGUCCAUGGAUCUUUCCGCCGCAAGCGCCCUCGCCGUCCUCAGCAAGCUGCAGUUACUCGGCUUCUGCGCCGGCCUCCAGAUCCCCGACGACGCCGCCGACCCCUCCGAGGUGUUCGACGCCAUCCUCGCCGCGUUCCUGCGCGAGGUCUACCCCGGCGAGCGCGACGCGCGCCCGCUCCCGGCGUCCCUCGGCGACGGGCGCUGCGUGGACCUCCUCCGCCUCUUCACUGCCGUCCGCGCCGCCGGCGGCUACGCCGUGGCCUCGUCGCCCUCCGCUGGCGUAUGGGCCGCAGCGGCCGGAUCCGCCGCCCUCGCCGCGCCAGUCAAGCUGCUCUAUGCUAAGUACCUGGGCGCCCUCGAGCGCUGGAUCCAGCGGCUCCCGGAGGCGCAACCACCGCCGGCCGAGGAGAUGCGGCAGGAGCUGCUCUGCGUCUUUGGUGCCAAUGGAGUUGAGAUGGAGGAGCCGUCCAUGGACUGUAAUGGGAGGGGUCGGAAGAGGAAGAUGGAGGACAUGGCUGGGAUGCUGGAUUGGGUGAGGGGGCUCGCCGAGACGGUCUCCGAGGAGGGCGCCAUCGCCGCCGGGUUGGCAGAUGGAUACUUCCCGGUGGCAUUGGCGGCGCGGGAGGCGGUGGCCAGGAAGAGGGUUCGCCGCGCAAGCGUCACCAGCGGCGCGUUCUUGCAGGAAAUUGGUUGCAGGUGCUGCAGGAGUAUCACCUGUGCCAGAAUUGGUGUUCAAUGCAGCAAAAAGCUUCAACUUGUUGUUCAACAACCUGGUUCUGAUACUAAUAAACUAACAGCAGUUGUUGAAAGUAUGAAUGGAUCCUCAAUGGUCAUAGAGAGUGAGAGCAAUUUGAAUGGACAAUCGAAGCAUUCUGCAAAUCGGCAGAGGAACAAACUACUAGUGGGCUCCAAUUAUCAAGCAGUGGUGCCACAGUGGACCGGCGUUCUGCCUGAAAAUUAUAGUGAUCCGGAAACCCUCAAAUGGUUGGGAACAAAAAUUUGGCCUCCGGAAAACCAGCACAAAAUAGCACCAGUUUACUGUGACCCGAUUGGCAGAGGCAGAGAAGAUGUUUGCAGCUGCAACAUCCCACGAUCAGUCGAAUGUGUUAGGUUUCAUAUUGCAGAAAGGCGACUCCAGCUGAGACGUGAACUCGGAUCUGCCUUCUAUGGGUGGGGAUUUGACAGCAUGGGCGAGGAGGUUGCGCUUUCUUGGACAGAUGAAGAGGAGGCAAGUUUCAAGGCUGUAAUGCAAGUAAACGCACCAUCUUCUGGAAGGAAUUUAUUGAACCAUCUCCACUCAUCCUUGCGCUGGAAGCGAAGGAAAGAACUCGUGAGCUAUUAUUUUAAUUGUUUUCUGCUUAGGCGGAGGUGUUACCAGAAUAGGAUCACACCAAAGAAGAUAGAUAGUGAUGAUGAGGAAGAGACAGAGUUUAGGUUUUUGGGAAACCGUAUGGGACAAAGUGCAACCAAGUAUGACAGCACCAAGCGCACCGUUUGCAUUCAAAGUAGUCACUGCAUGGAUCUUGAUCAGUAGUUGCCGAUCAACAUUCUAGCCAGGAGGCUGGUUGAAGCCUGUUAAUUCCAGUUUUCUCCCUCCCUGCUAAGGGGUUUGAAUUUAUAAAUGGUCCCCAUUCAUUGGUUUGGUUAUGCCCAUGACAUCGCACAUCAGUUGCUGCGAGCAAAGAGCUAGACCAUUUUGCUUAGUGUUUUCAGAGCCUUGCCAUCAAUCAAAGUUUUGACAUGGACUUGUAUCCCAGAAGUAAAAAAAUGCACUGGUAUUUAUUUUUGAAACAGAGAAGUGCAAGGGAGGACCCCAACAGUAAACCUGAUUUGUACAAGUGAGAGAUAGAGCUGAUCCAAGCCAGUUGCAAUGGGCUGAGAGGAUUAACAUGUAUACAUUGUGGAAUAGCAUGUUGUUGUUGUUGUUGUUGUCGUCGUCACUUUUUAUCCUCUGUGGAUUGACAUGUACAUUGAUGGAUUGACAUGUACAUUGACCAGUAGGUAAAAAGUAUAACUGACAGGGGCCUGUUCCGCCAGUUGUAUUUCUCUCUCUAGACUCUAGAGUGAUGGCAUAGGAAUAGUAGUAUGUAUGUUGAGGUCGGUCAUCUGAAACUAAUGUUGCAGUUGUUCUUUGUUGUAGACUCAGCAUGUAUUUAUUUCAUUUCUUUGGGAAUUUUAUUGUUUCGGCAUCUCAAUCAGAACAUGUCUGUUUUAGUCUA